Phytophthora nicotianae INRA-310 is the source of this 3383-nucleotide messenger RNA. RefSeq names its product TKL protein kinase. Gene Ontology annotation, molecular function: protein kinase activity; ATP binding. The transcript has a single exon. Lineage: Eukaryota; Oomycota; Peronosporomycetes; Peronosporales; Peronosporaceae. Gene Ontology annotation, biological process: protein phosphorylation. The record is from RefSeq and is a predicted model, not a curated record. Gene Ontology annotation, cellular component: membrane. Bases 195 to 3263 code for a protein of 1022 amino acids.
CACAAACGUCGUUUUUCACCUGUCAUUAUCGAUUUAACUCCAAUUUUUAAGGCCAACACCACGCGUCCUCGCUCUUCGUUGCGGAAAGACAAGAACGGGGAAGGCGGCUCCGCCUCAAUUACCAGCCCCGCGCACGACGAAGGCCGCUCUCGGGGGUCGUGCAUCUCACUCGAACGUCGCGCGUCUCAUGCCCCAUGGCCUCCGUCGCAGCCCCCGACAAGCGGCGCAAGAAGCCGCGCCCUCCGCCGCCUCUGCUGCCACUGGAGUCACGCACCAGCGAUUUCCCCACGGGCUCAUCCGAGUCCUCGGUGGUUCCAGAACUGCCCGCGACCUUCGACAUGUCGGCCAAUAGUAACGCUAGUACAGCCAGCGAGAUGACUAGCACCAGUAGCACUAGCGCCAGCAGCUCCAGUCGAGGCAUCAAGUGGUGGAAACGCGUGACAGGCAUGAGACCAAAGAGACGACGCACAGCCAGUCGAGAGGACCGACGCAGCCUCGACCAGGAGUUGUAUGUGAGGAGCAUUCUCGAGUCCUAUGCGUCGUCUAUGAGCUCUAAAGACAGAUAUUCGACCAGUAAUCCACAGUUCUCAGUAGACGAGAACAGCAGCAACAGCAGCAAGAAGAGCAGUGAACGAGUGUCCAGGAGACGAAGAGAAGAAAGAGACAAGACAGAUACACAGGACGUUACUACUAUUACUACUACAACUACAGCUACAGAUUCAGACAGGAGAGAGGACAGGGACUCCGAUUCACCUGCCUACAUGGCGCACUUUACGCCCAAUGGAGACACAGCACAGGACGAACACCGCGUGGAUAUGGACAAUCACUCUCAACCACAUCUUACAGCAGGAGUGCCGGGACUUAGCAGUGGCUCAAGCCCUGGGCCUUACGAUGACGUGUUGGACGACGGACCGUUCGCCCCCAGUUCAGUUAGUGACGAUGAAGACAGGAACAGGAGGAGACUGCGACGACGCAUGAAGAUUGAGGCCAUGCGUGCCAGGUUAUUGGAGAAAAACCAGCAUCGAGCGAGAGCCCGCAAGAAAAUGUGCAUCUUCAUUGCGUGUAUUGGCGUCACGUUGACAGCGUUCGUGGUGGCCGCAGUAUUAAUUGCCAGAGUGGGCGUGGAGAUUCAGAGCAACUCGCUGGAAAGCAGUACCAACACAACAACGACCAAUAGCAGCAGCAGCGAUAAUGACAGUGGCAGUGGCAGCGUCUUUGUGGUUUCUUCGGGUAGUAUCGCGUCGGAGGCAGAUUUUAGCCUGACAAAUUCUGGCGCAUCAGCGCUCGAUGGAUCGUCAUCGUCUUCAGCGGAUUCUGACGAUGAUUUGGCGUGGUCGGACUCGGACGAUGACUACUCGAGCAUUUAUUCCAACACGUACACGUAUAUCCACUGCAUCCUGAUGGUUCUGUCGCUGUGGAUGUCACUGGUCGUUGUGAUCAUGCACGUGACGUUCCGCAGUUUCCGCACAUAUUCCCACCCUUUCGUAUUGGAGCUGAGCUGUGUGCAAUGUGGCUAUUGGAUUACGUCUCUGCUGCGUGUGAUGCUGGAGACGUCAACGCUGUCGGACAUGACGUAUCUUUUCUUCUGCAUGUUCGAGUGUUUCUUCAACUUCGCGCAGAUCUCGUUCACCUGUGCCAUCGCCUUUAACAUGUAUCGAUCGGUGGUGUCGUACGCAGAUGUGUUGAUGGACUCUCAGAGCGCCAAGCGCCGAUAUCGCCGGUACACAAUGAAUGUGUUGCUGCUCUCGGUCGUGGCCGCAGUGACAUUGGCAUUGGUUGGCUACCGGUCUGGAGAUACGUAUGAUUACUACGACGAGGACGAAUCCGAGUCAGGCUCAUCGUCGGCAACAGAAGAGGAGAUUCUGGACGAGGAGACCUUUUCACCUUGUCUGUACCCGACGUGUCGUCUCAUCUUGUACGUAUACUACCCGUUGUUGGCGUUUGCCUUCAAUUUCAUCUUCUACGUGCGCUUCAAACGCACCAUUGGCGAGUCGUAUCCGACUUCAGCUACGGGACGACUGAACAAAGUGGCGCGAUCGUAUCUGAUCGUCUUCUUUGUAUGCUGGGGCAGCCUCAUUAUCCUCACAGCGCUCAAAGUGGCGGACUCAUCGAAUGUUCCAACCAUCGCGUCGUUUGUGAUGCAGUCCAUUUUUGACAUUUUGGGUGUGUGUACUGCUGCAAUCACCUUCACGAACUUCCAUCGGUGCAGGAAGGCGUUCGACUUUGGCUUGUCACUUAAAGCCAUUGACCCCAACAGUAUCGAGUUCGAUGAUCCUGUUAAUAUCGUUGGUGAAGGAACGUUCGCUAUCGUGCUCAAGGCGAGAUGGCGACAAGGAGGAUACAUAGACGGAUCUGUAUCGCGAUCCAUUGAGGUGGCUGUGAAGACGUUUAAACACGCGCAGAUGGAGUGCUUGGAACAUGUCAAGGAAGAAGCCUAUUUGUCGUCAAAGCUGGUUCAUCCGUGCGUCAUGAUGACGUAUGGUUGCUACACCAGCGGUAUCAAUCUCUACAUCGUGUAUGAAUAUCUGGGCGGUGGGACGCUACAAGAUCUGAUCGAUGCCAACCGAACCACACCCUUCACGUACGAGCGAGGGCUGCGUUAUGCUCAUAUGAUCGCAGUGGGAAUGCGCUUCUUGCACGGUCUACCUGUACCCAUUGUGCAUCGGGAUCUCAAGCCACUGAAUUGUAUUUUUGACUCGGAGCAGGAGAUGCUCAAAGUUGCCGACUUCGGUGAGUCUCGACUGCUACGCACUCGCGACGUGGUAGCUCCACGGCCGAAUUUCUUCCCGUCAGCUGAUGUCACUGUGCAGAUGACAACCAACAUUGGUAGUGCGUGUUGGGCAGCACCCGAGGUGUUGAAGGACGAGGCCACGUCCGAGUAUUCGGUGAAGAUCGAUGUGUACAGCUUCGGCGUCAUUUGCUGGCAGCUGUACACAUGUGCUGUGCCGUAUGCAGAUAUCCCUGGAAGUGUGUUGGCAGUGGCUGAGGCAGUGCUGAGUGGUGUACGCCCGCCGAUCCCUCGGAACUGUCCGCGACUGUUUACAAAAAUUAUGAAGCGCUGCUGGCACGACAAUCCGCUGCGACGUCCUAGUUUCGAAGAUAUUGUGCAGUUGUUGGAGAUUGAGCUUACUGAAGUGCGACGACGACAAUUGGCACGGGCUCAUGGCAGGGGGAAUGACUCGGUUAUCGCUCCACCCACGCUUGAUAGCAGCAACUUCGACGAUACUGGACGUGCACAGGGAAUGGAGGGUAGUUAUAAAUGAGCGUGUGAAUUCGAGGUGAGCUCGCCUCUCAUAGUUUUAGGAAUGUCAGUAUGUGAAUAAUGUUAUCUUGAAGUCGCUUCAACUAAAAAUUAUUGUUUCGUUUAGAUAAAAAGACCCAAA